CGCGCAAUGGUGUACGUCAAGAUGACAAUGUUAAUCUUGGAGUUGCGGAACAACUACAAACCAUUAUCACCUUAUCCUAGCGGGCGCAUUAUCAGCGCGGAAGGCGACACCCUGCGUGAAACCGUGCGCUUAGUUUACGGCGAUCGCCCGCAAAUGUUCUGCACGCCACUUAAAAUGUACCACAGUCGCAAAGCAAUGUUCAGAAGCGCGGUCAACUAAAGGACGUUGGUCAUGAUGUCUGAAACCAGAGAGGAACGCGACGGCAGUGUUCCGGCCACUUCGCCUGCCGCAUUCCUUGAUAGAGUAUGGAGUGAAACUGGAACUCUGCAGCCAUUCCACGAUUCGCCACAAUCGGUCGUGCUGCACGACACCACGACCUGCAGUUCAACUCUUUCAAAGGUGUCCGACGCAGACGUCACUUUCGAAUACAUUGACGAGUUGUUGGCGGAAGAGUUGCGUGAUCGGCUUCGUUCCUUCCGGAGAGCAUCUGCUGCCAAGGAGGAGAGGUUGGGUGACUACUACAGGAUCCGGCGCAUACACAAGAUCUUGACCAUGCGACCCUACGAAAAGGCAGUGACUGGAGUCUGAAAUCACAGACGUGUCUAUUGACAAGGCCUCCGGCAAGCGAGCAACAGCUUCUGUCGCCACAUGAAAUUCUCGCUCUGCCUGAUCGACCCGACCACGGGACUCGUUUUAUUAUGACUUUAAUGAGACACACUCCUGUACGCACGCAAUUCCGCCGAAAUUGGGCUGAAAUCGGGUAAUUCAUUGUUCGUGUUUUCAAAGAUCGCGUUCUGACUGUUAAGUGCCUGCCAAAUUUUCCCUUUUUCUGAAUAUUUGUUGCAGACAGAACGAGCGGUACUUUACCAUAGUCGUUACAUUGAUGCAUUUGGUGCGCACUGCGCGUAGCUCAUCUGAAUUGUCGCACGAUUCAUGGGUCAUUGUUGCUUGCCAAAUAGUUUUAAUGAAGCCUUCAUCCUCGUCAACUAAUGGUUUGUUCUAUGUCGGCGUUACCACAUUGCUGUGACAAGCACUGUCUCCUGUGUGCAGCCAUUCAACCUUCGCUAAAGUUCUCUUGUGCUUGUCCGUGCGCGUUCCGUGACAUGCGCCUCUGUAUUUUUGCACAAUAUCUUGUCUCUUCGUUAAAUGUGUGGAAAUGCCAGCUCGUGCGUUCCAGUUCAUAUACAGGUUGUCCCGCAUAACUUGAGCCAAAGUUUUUAAAAAUGAAAGGCACUCCGGACGCGAGUUGAACCGAAUGCAUAAUGUUGGCACUGGCUUAGAGUUACUCGGGCUAUUUUUUUAUUUCCCCCUUAACUAAUGGAUUAGUUCAGUUUAAUUAAUCAACUUUUUCAGUAUUGGCUGCAGACCCCAAGUGUGACGCAAACUUGUAGAGCACCUUGAGAAACCCCUCAAUAAAUGGUUUCCAACACGA
This is a messenger RNA of Dermacentor andersoni, 1432 nucleotides long. The record is from RefSeq and is a predicted model, not a curated record. Lineage: Eukaryota; Metazoa; Arthropoda; Arachnida; Ixodida; Ixodidae.